This is a messenger RNA of Callorhinchus milii (elephant shark), 4494 nucleotides long. RefSeq names its product tyrosine kinase, non-receptor, 2b (gene tnk2b). Lineage: Eukaryota; Metazoa; Chordata; Chondrichthyes; Chimaeriformes; Callorhinchidae. The record is from RefSeq and is a predicted model, not a curated record. Gene Ontology annotation, molecular function: protein serine/threonine/tyrosine kinase activity; protein binding; ATP binding. Gene Ontology annotation, cellular component: extrinsic component of cytoplasmic side of plasma membrane. Gene Ontology annotation, biological process: protein phosphorylation; regulation of keratinocyte differentiation; signal transduction.
CAGUGUACGGCAGCUUGGAGGCGAAUGUUAUCAGAGAAUUGAUACUUAUUGCAAAGACCAAAAACAAGUUGGUCGAACAGUGAGCAUGUCAAGCCAUUUGUGCCUUUCAAAUUCAACAAAACAUGUUUGGAUAUAGAAUUGCACCUCCUCAAAGAAAUCACAGUUUUCAUUCUCACGAGAAGUUGAGGAAUUUUAACUCGAUAGACCGUGGCAUGGAUAAGUCCCAGUUCUGGAGCUGUUCAGUGGGAGAGCCUUUUAAAAGCGUCUGAGAGAGUAAACAUAACAUAACUCCAGGAUGCGUCGCUUCAACAAGCUGAAGAGAUCUAUUCCGUUCCUGGCACGUUUUCAUAUUUAUAAAAAGCUCAGUGGGAGCAUGCAGUCAGAUGAGGGAACAGAGUGGCUUCUUGAACUCCUCACUGAGGUGCAGUUACAGCAGUACUUCGUCCGCAUCCGCGACGUCAACGUUACCCGCCUCUCCCACUUUGAUUACGUGAAAAAUGAGGACCUCGAGAAGAUUGGCAUGGGGCGACCCGGCCAAAGGAGGCUAUGGGAGGCUGUAAAACGCAGGCGAGCUAUAUGCAAACGCAAGUCCUGGAUGAGCAAGGUGUUUAGUGGCAAGCGCCCUGAAUCUGAGUUCCAACCUCAACCAGGGACCACGUUCCGAAAACGCUCGAUGACUCCGCCACCUGAAGGGAACCAGACAUUGACCUGCCUGAUCAGCGAGAGGGACCUGACUCUUCAAGAGAAGCUGGGCGACGGCUCCUUUGGAGUUGUGAAGCGUGGCGAAUGGCAGACUCCUGCAGGAAAAAUUCUGAAUGUGGCAGUGAAAUGCUUGAAAACAGACGUGUUAAAUCAGCCUGAUGCUUUGGAUGACUUUAUCCGUGAAGUCAAUGCCAUGCAUUCUCUGGAUCAUCUCAACCUCAUUCGCCUGUAUGGUGUUGUACUCACCCAUCCCAUGAAAAUGGUUACUGAAUUGGCUCCUCUAGGCUCUCUGCUAGACCGUUUGAGGAAGAACCAGGGUUACUUCCUCAUCUCAACACUGUGUCAAUAUGCAAUCCAGAUAGCAAAUGGCAUGGCAUACCUAGAGUCUAAACGCUUCAUUCACCGAGACCUGGCAGCAAGGAAUAUCUUACUAGCCUCGAACGACUUAGUGAAGAUCGGGGAUUUUGGACUCAUGAGGGCCCUUCCGCAGAAUGAUGAUCAUUAUGUGAUGCAGGAGCAUCGCAAAGUUCCCUUUGCUUGGUGUGCUCCUGAAAGUUUGAAGACUCGUACAUUCUCACAUGCCAGUGACACCUGGAUGUUUGGCGUCACGCUGUGGGAGAUGUUUACAUACGGACAGGAACCUUGGAUAGGGCUGAACGGGAGUCAGAUCCUGCAUAAGAUAGAUAAGGAGGGAGAGAGGUUGCAGCGACCUGAAGACUGUCCCCAAGAUAUUUACAAUGUGAUGCUUCAAUGCUGGGCACACAAACCUGACGACCGCCCCACGUUUGUGGCGCUGCGAGACUUCCUGAUUGAGGCCCAGUCCACAGACAUGCGAGCAUUGCAAGAGGUCACGGAGCCAGAUAAACUGCAGAUUCAGGUGGACGAUGUCAUCACGAUCAUCGAAGGCAGGGCUGAAAAUUAUUGGUGGAGGGGUCAGAACAAGCGCACGCUGAAGGUGGGACAGUUCCCACGAAACACAGUGACGUCCGUUGCAGGCUUGUCAGCUCAUGACAUCAGCCAUCCACUCAAGAACAGCUUUAUUCACACGGGCCAUGGAGACACCAAGCCAGAGUGCUGCUGGGGCUUCCCCGACAAAAUAGACGAGCUAUACCUAGGUAACCCCAUGGAUCCACCAGAUGUGCUUGGACUUGAUUUGAAGAUGACCAGGCCAACCCAGCUCCCAGGAAGGACAAAAAAGGAGCCACCUCCACGCCCCCCUCAGCCGUCUGCCCUCAGCAAGAAGCCCAUCUAUGACCCUGUGAUCGAUGAAGAAGUUGUGGCCUCCACGCCUUUAAAAAGACUCAGCCUGAAGAAACCGGGCCCAAUGAAGACUUUGAAGGUCAACAAACCUGCUGCCCGUGUUUAUGCCACAAAGAUGGGUGAGAAGCCUUGUGAUGUGAGUAAAUUCGCAGGCCACAUGAUCAAUGAUGUGGCUCUCAUCGACUUUGGAGAUGAACUGGCAAGUCAGACUCCAUCCCCAGUGUUGGAAACCACUAUUCCCACACUAGCCAAGCUUGUAUUGGAUUCUUAUUCCCUGCUGGAUAGGACACCACCCCAGAGUCCAACCAGGACCUUACCCAGGCCUCUGUACCCUGUCCCUAUAGUUGAUUGGGAUUCCAAGCCCCUACCUCCACCUCCUGCCUAUGAUGAUGUUGCCCAGGAUGAAGAAGAUUUUGAAGUCUCCUCUAUUACCAGUCCUGAUACUGUGUUACUUGGAGAAGUGUCGAAAUAUGGAACUGUUCAUCUGCCAAAAAACAAAGACCCAAAAGAAACAAAUCAGGGUUUUGUUCAUGACCCAGAUGGUAUGGGGAAGCUCAAAGUGGAGGAUAAUUUGUUCCUGCAGCCCAGGCAGGGCAGACAGAGCAACUUCUCCCAGUCUACUGAGAUAUUUGAGGAGCUUCAACAGGAAUGCAUGAAGAGACUCAACGUCCCCGUUAUUUCAUCACCAGCACCUACAUCAAGCCCUGUCUCCUUAUCAACAAGUGUAUCGCCUACCAUUUGUGAUGAUAAACCUCAGAUCCCACCACGAAUUCCCAUCCCCCCUCGGCCACUAAGGAGAAAUGAGCUGGGACGAUGGUCUGGUGAAAUGUCCCCUGCAUCUGGAGGUGAGGAGGACAAGCCUCCACAAAUUCCUCCUAGGGAUCCCUUGUCCCAGCCAUCCUCAAGAACUCCAAGUCCCAUGGGACUUCCCAUCAAUUUACCUCAACAGAGGGUAGCUACGUGUUCCGCAGCAAUGUUAACUGUAGGCCCCUACCUCUCAACAUCUCCCAGCAAGUUGAUGCCUACUACCCAGAGCUUUGCCUCUGACCCCAAAUAUGCUUCGCCCAAGGUAAUUCAGGCACAAGGAAAAGACAAUAAGGGGCCUUGCAUUCUGCCAAUUGUGAAAGAUGGGAAGAAGGUUAGCAAUACCCAUUAUUAUUUGCUUCCAGAGAGACCGUUCUAUUUGGAUAAAUAUGAGAAAUUUUUUAAAGAAGCUGAGAGCGUUGAUGAACUCAGCUUAAAAAAGACUGUAUCCACUGCAACAGUGAGGCCUAUGGUCCAGCACCCAGAGUACAAAGCCAACUUCUCAUCCAACAACAGCAACAUGGGACCUAAGAUCACAGCUGCAAAAUGUCCUCACAGCCUGCAGAGAGCCAGCUUCGAGGGCUUCAGUAACAAGACAGAUAAUGUUACACCUUCAGACAGAAUUAAAAUAGUGCAGGAGAAUGUUCAUGGUGUGACAACAGAAGAAUGUCAGACUGCACUGCAGAACCACAGCUGGAAUGUGCAGAAAGCCAUACAGUACCUCAAGAUUGAACAGCUUUUCUGUCUUGGGCUGAAAACGAGAGGGGAGUGUCAGAAGAUUCUGGAAAUGUUUGACUGGAACCUGGAAUUAGCCAGUUCCCAUCUGCUAGACAUGUACGGCACGUCUCGGCAUAGACGAUGACCACCUUCUCAGCAGGAGCAGAGCUUGUUAUGAACUGGAUAUUUUUCUCCCCUACCUUAAUCUCUACUCAGUGUUUGGGACUUUGCUGGGGCUCUCUGCCUAUUUUGUGUGGACAGAAUUUCUGGAAUAUUUCCUUGAAGCAAAGAUCGUAUUAAUGUAGCUCUUACCAGUAUCUUGCCAUACUACAUCCAACUUAUUAACUGUUACUGAAAGAUUAGAGGUCAUCUUCUGAAAUAACAGUAUUCAAAAGCAACAGAGUAGUUAUUUUAUUGGUGAAAAUAUUUGUACUUUCGUGGCAUGCUGUAACUCGCCAGCCUGCUGUUUUUUUAUAUAUAUAUAUAAAUAUAUAAUAUAUAAUAUAAAUUUUAUUUGAGGAAUCUCAGCAGUAGAUUUGCAGUUUACUUGUGUUUUAUAUUUUGCAUUGGAUUUGCUAUUUUGGGUGUUGUAAUAAUUUUUAUUUAAUUUUGUUUUUCCUCCUCCACAAGACUGUUUCCAUUAAGUUUCUGGAUUUGACGCUGAGGUAAAAUUACUAUAUUUUGCUCAGUCAAAAGCUACAGACUUCCAAAAAUGUAUUGGUGGCGGUUUGUUAAAAGAGAUCAGUCAUGCCAAAUGUAUCUGUUUUUCCUUCCCUUACUCUACUGGGUUAGGAUCUCCACUGUCUCUCCAGACACCCUUGCUGCUAUCUGACCAGACGUGUAAAUUAUUUAAAUGGGUUUAAGAGCAAACAUGAACGUAUCCACAAUUGGACCAUGGUUUCCUUAUUCACAGUUGUAAGAUUCCAAACUUUCUAAUUUAAGAUCACAUUUUGAGUCCUGGAGCUCCCCAGUGGAGUCCUGGAGCUCAGUGGUUAGGGCACUCGCCUGGCA